This is a messenger RNA of Penicillium expansum, 252 nucleotides long. RefSeq lists its product as uncharacterized. The record is from RefSeq and is a predicted model, not a curated record. Bases 1 to 252 code for a protein of 83 amino acids. The transcript is spliced from 2 exons. Lineage: Eukaryota; Fungi; Ascomycota; Eurotiomycetes; Eurotiales; Aspergillaceae.
AUGGUAGCCCUGUGGAUAUUCGUGGCUCUUGGCUACUUGUUGCUGUAUGCGUUUGCUACGAUGCAAACACAGGAAUGGUGCCUAGGAGGCCUGGACAAAGAACCCAUGCCAUGCAUGGACAGGGUAAACCCUUCUAUGGGUUCCAUACAUCAUAUUCAACGUAUGAGAUUGCGAAUGGGCUCCGCUACAACUAAGAGUCCUUUGAUGAUUAUUGAGGAUAACGACUGCAUGACUUUGAUGGAAGGCGUUUGA